AUGACCUGGACACAUGAAUGCAUGUCAUCACAACCCUCAACCUCAUCUGACAGCGAAUCUGAUCGCUCGGUCACCCCCACCGACUCUUCAACAACCGCGCAACCCGCCGCUAGUGUUGCGCGCUCAGAGGCAGCGCGACAACGCGCCCUUGUCGCCAUUCGCAGGCGACAACACGCUCAGCGUUUAGCCGCCCGACGCAUCUCGCAAGCCCGUGCCGUGAUGAGAGCCCGCUUCCUGCUUGGCGAGGACAUGUCGUAUGCUAAACUGGUCGUCCAGGAGAACAGCGAACUGCAAGAGACGCAUCGGAUGCUCACCAACAAGGUACGCGAAAUGGAGGCCGGCAUCGCCGCGAUGCGAGCUUUUCUAGAACGUCGCGCUGCCACCAAGCAA
Molecule: messenger RNA, 390 nt
Organism: Mesorhabditis spiculigera
Lineage: Eukaryota; Metazoa; Nematoda; Chromadorea; Rhabditida; Rhabditidae
Source: the annotation of a GenBank genome assembly